UAAAGUUGGGGAUACCGAGAGCUUGCAUCAGAAAUCUAACAGCAUGGCGAGUGACGAAUUAGAAGGAAAAGUGAAAAAUCUUCAACCCCAUUUAUCUAAACAAGAUUUGAACACAUUAGAGGUGAAAAAGUUGACACCUCUGACACCGGAGGUAAUUAGCAGACAAGCAACAAUUAAUAUAGGUACAAUUGGCCAUGUAGCCCACGGUAAAUCAACAGUAGUUAAAGCUAUAUCAGGUGUACAGACUGUUCGUUUUAAGAAUGAGUUAGAAAGAAAUAUUACAAUUAAGUUAGGAUACGCAAAUGCUAAGAUAUUUAAAUGUGACGGUGAAAAUUGUGAGAGACCAGGAUGUUACAGAUCUUGUGGAAGUAGUAAAGAAGAUGUCUUCCCGUGUGACAGACCUGGAUGUACAGGAAAAUUCAGAUUACAAAGGCACGUAUCAUUUGUAGAUUGUCCCGGUCACGAUAUUCUUAUGGCAACCAUGUUGAACGGAGCAGCUGUCAUGGAUGCAGCACUUCUUUUAAUAGCGGGAAAUGAAUCCUGUCCACAACCACAGACAUCAGAACAUUUAGCUGCUGUAGAAAUCAUGAAAUUAAAACAUAUUUUAAUCUUACAAAAUAAAAUAGAUUUAGUUAAGGAAGCACAAGCCAAAGACCAGUAUGAACAGAUACUGGCUUUUGUCAAAGGUACAGUAGCUGAAGGAGCCCCUGUUAUACCAGUAUCUGCACAAUUGAAAUAUAAUAUUGACGUUGUAUGUGAAUAUAUUACUAAACGUAUUCCAGUACCUAUUCGUGAUUUUACCUCGGAACCUCGUCUUAUCGUGAUUCGAUCUUUUGAUGUCAAUAAACCAGGGUGUGAAGUGGACGAUAUAAAAGGGGGUGUGGCAGGUGGAAGUAUUUUACGAGGGGUGUUAAAAGUUGGACAAGAGAUAGAAGUUCGACCGGGUAUCGUAUCAAGAGAUGAAGAUGGUAAAUUAACGUGUCGUCCCAUCUUAUCAAGAAUUAUCUCCCUUUUUGCAGAACAGAAUGAUCUACAGUAUGCCGUACCUGGAGGCUUAAUAGGUGUUGGUACAAAGAUUGAUCCUAUGUUAUGCCGGGGUGAUCGAAUGGUGGGACAAGUUUUAGGGGCUGUCAACGCUUUACCUGAUAUUUAUACAGAAUUAGAAAUCUCCUACUUCCUGUUACGUCGACUACUGGGGGUAAAAACAGAGGGUGAUAAAAAGGGUGCUAAGGUUCAAAAAUUGGCGAAGAAUGAAAUUUUAAUGGUGAAUAUAGGAUCAUUAUCUACAGGAGGUCGAGUUCAGGCUGUUAAAGCUGAUUUAGCUAAAAUAGGUUUAACGACACCAGUAUGUACAGAAAUAAAUGAAAAAAUUGCUUUGUCUAGGAGAGUUGAAAAACACUGGAGAUUAAUCGGUUGGGGUCAAAUUAGAAGGGGUGUGAAAGUGAUACCAGAAAACUCAGAUAAAUAAAUAAUUUAGAGACAUAUCCUGCCGUUUUAUGACAACCAUUGGAUGAUAUCACAAGUCAAGAAUAGAAAAAUACACACAAGUAAUACAGGAUACGACCACAACCUACUUAUCUCACGUUGUGCACAUGAUCAGUUACAUAAUUAUGGAUCAUAGGCACAGCAUCAGUGUUGGGUUGGGUUUGCCAGUAUUCCAUCAAAAAACAUAAAGAUAUAUGUUAAAAAACACAGCACAAUUUAUAUGGAAAACAAUCACUGGUUUACACACAUAUAGCGCGAUGUUUUGACUAGUAUUCUCUUAACGUUAUCAAGUAUUUUAUAAACCUGUGUGUAUAAAGAGAGAGAGAAAUGGGGUUUAACGUCCACUCGACACAAACUAGGUCAUUUCGGGACUAACAUAUGGUUUAAUUUUAUUUACAUAAUUCACUUGUGCGUAGGGGUCUUUAGCAGUGGGGGGAAACCGGAGGACUCGGAGAAAACCCACGAGGUUGGACAGGCGACCCUACUCCUUGUCACGUAUAACCGGGGAUUCGAAACAACGCCAGUCGACUCAAUGACAGACUUUAUGAUACAGCGCGCGCAUGCUAACCAUUCAGCCAUCCAACCCCCCCCCUGUGUGUAUAAACCAGUGAUUGUUUUCUAUAUAAAUUGUGUAUAAACCAGUGAUUGUAUUCCAUAUAAAUUGUGUUGUGUUUUUUAAUGUGCUCAAUCACUAAAUGCCACUCAAGGAAGAUAUAGGUGAAAUUGACAUAAUUUUGAAAGUAAAAUUGUUAUUAUUUUUUUUUUUUUUUUUUUUUGGCUCUUGAUGUAUGUUGAUAGUUUUAUUUUGACGAUUAACCAAUCGAACUCCAAACAUUGGAUAUCUAGAAUGCGAUUUACACUGAAUGUAUAUUUGAUUAUGGUGAAUAUAACAUAUAGGCCAUAUUCUUGUUUAUUUCCGUUGGUUUAGAAACCUGAUUUUAUCUACUGAUAGAAAUUUAAAGAUCAGAAACUGUUGGGGUUUUUUUCACAGGAUGUUUAAAACAUUGUUAAUUUCGGGAGUUGUCCAAGAUUCUAAACAAGACCUUGUUAAUCUCUUGGGGGCAGAGUUCUUAGACUCUAUUCAUUUUGGGGGGGGGGGGGAAGCUGUCCAAUCCAAGACCCGUAAAUUAUUAAGUUCUUUGGGGCAGUUGUCAAAGAGUGGUAAUUUCUUGGGGGGCAGUUGUCCAAUCCAAGACCUGUAAAUUAUAAAUUUCGUUGAUUUCUUGGCGGGGAAAUUGUCCAAAAUUCUUUAAUAUCUUGUUAUUUCUAUAAUAUGAUUAUAGAAGUUCCGUAAAAAUCAUUUCAUUCACAGAUUGUGUUAAAUAUACAAGGUGUGAUAUUUUACAUGUAUUAAAAUACAAAUAUGAUAUAAAAAUAAUCUUAUUGUUAAACACAGUCCUAGAUUAUGAGACUCUGAAUAUACAUGGUACGUAAUCGUAUUAGACAUUAAAAGAAUGACUAUCCUGAUUUCCUGAAUAACACAAAAGAGGUGUUUUUGGCAUUCGAGCAUGAUAACGCGCGUGCCCACACCGUUAGAGUUACUCAGGACUUUCCCUAGCAUAACACGCGCAUGGCCACACCGCUAGAGUUACUUGGGACUUUCUCCAGCAUGAUAACGCACGUGCCCACACCGCUAGAGUUACUCAGGACUUUCUACACAUUGAUUUGUGUUGUUCAAAGCUACUACUGCUCCCCAAAUGAUUUUUUUUUUUUUUUGAAACCACCCAUGACUUCUGCUACCCAGACUACUCGAGUCACAGAACCUGUAUACGAUUCAUAAAUAGUACACAGCUAUUGGGGUGACUCGGGCCGUUUGAGGUGCCAGAGAGAGGAGGAGGUAGUUUCGGUGGUUUCAGGAUAAAUACAGUAGGAAUCACAUUAUAUUUGGCUAGCCGAAAACCGAUCAAGACGACCGAUUCUCAGAUUGUCCAAGCUGUAAAUAGUUGACAUCUAUACAUGUGAGUCCGGUCGCUUGAGUUGCUAUUAGUUUCCGGCUACCCAAGUUUUUAAGUGCUACUAGGUUAAUACAAGAACAAUCGUACCAUGGACCAGGAACUUCGUCAAUCGAUACUCAUGUUUGCAAGGUACUAUCAUGCCAUGUUUAUGGUGACCUUACCUGAAUUGCGGAGCCUUAGGUUGUUUUCAAAGAGAAAUGGCCUCCAAGAACGAGACCGGUUGGGAUCAGUUUCUGGUCCAAAAGGAUUUUAUAUUUAUUAUUUUGACAAUAGGAACAAUAAACUGACAAAUCAAAAGUAAAUAAAAUGAGAUUUCACGUUCUCCUUGGCUAAUGAAGAUGGGCUUGUGCCAUACCGUGUGCUAUAUGGGAAAUUGUUACAUCUCAAUAUGUAAAAAUGGCCUUUUAUUAAAAGUAGGCCAAUUCUUGUAUGUAAAUUAUGAUAAUAAAAAAUUUUACUUCUUAAAAAUUAAAA
Molecule: messenger RNA, 3914 nt
Organism: Patella vulgata (common limpet)
Lineage: Eukaryota; Metazoa; Mollusca; Gastropoda; Patellidae
Product: eukaryotic translation initiation factor 2 subunit 3
Exons: 12
Coding region: 44-1468 (474 amino acids)
Biological process (GO): positive regulation of translational fidelity; formation of translation preinitiation complex
Cellular component (GO): cytosol; eukaryotic translation initiation factor 2 complex
Molecular function (GO): GTPase activity; GTP binding; tRNA binding
Source: RefSeq, a predicted model, not a curated record